AUGCCACCAAAAGGGUCGCGAAAGUCAGCGCCAGACAUCAACAAGACGCUCGUCCUCGACAACGGCGCCUACACGCUCAAAGCCGGGCUCGUCCCCACGAACCCCGCCUCUCCCCCCAGCUACGAUGACUGCAGCGUCAUCGCAAACUGCAUCGCGCGCAGCACCCGCGACAAGUGCACGUACACGGCGUCCGAGCUCGACUCGUGCAAGGACUUUGGCGAGCUGGCCUUCAGGCGGCCGGUGGAGAAGGGCUUCAUUGUGAACUGGGAGGCGGAGAAGGCGAUAUGGGAGCACGAGUUCAUGGGCGCGCGCGAGGGGCUGAGGUGUGAGCCGAAAGAGACGAAUCUGGUCUUGACGGAGAAGCCAAACUGCCCCAGGGAGCUGCAAAAGAACUGCGACGAGAUUGUGUUUGAGCAGUUUGAGUUUGCGGCCUACUAUCGCUGCGUUGGUGCUACACUGGCGGCAUACCAUUCCCCCGCUGCAUCGCUGUCCGCUCAGCCGCAGGAGUGCCUCCUCCUCAUCGACACCUCCUACUCGGACACCACCAUCCUCCCCCUCUACCUCGGCAAGCUUGUCCAGCCGGCCGUGCGACGUCUGACGGUGGGCGGCAAGCUGCUCACCAACUACAUGAAGGAGCUGUCCUCCCUGCGCCACUACAACAUGAUGGAGGAGACGUACCUGCUCAACGAGAUCAAAGAGGCCGUCUCGUACGUGGUGCCGUCGCCACAGCAGUAUGCCAGAGACCUGGAGAGGACGUGGAAGGGGAGGUUGGGGGACCGGAGGGAGCUGGACAGCAGCGUGGUGGUGGACUACGUGCUGCCCGACUACGAGAACGCAAUCCACGGACACGCGCGACCUCACGACCCUGCGAAGAGUCGGGUGCGAAAGGGAAUGCAGCCCGUGCAGGGACCACGAGAGGACUUGCUGCCUCUAGGAAACGAGCGGUUCGCGGUGCCCGAGCUUCUGUUCCAUCCGUCCGACAUUGGCAUCCAAGAGCCGGGCAUUCCAGGCGCGGUGAUGGAGUCGCUCGGCCUGCUUCCCGAGGCGCUGAGGGUGGGGCUGCUGGCGAACGUGGUGGUUGUGGGGGGCAACUCGCUGAUCGAGGGCUUCAUGGAGAGGCUGGAGGCGGAGCUGAGGAGGCUGGUGCCGAGCGACUACGUGCUGAAUCUGUCGCGGGCCGAGGAUCCCAUCAAGCACACCUGGCUUGGCGCGGCUCGGUUCGCGAGCCAGCCAGAGCUGCUGAAGGAGGUGCUCGUGGACAAGGCCGAGUAUGACGAGAAGGGGUCGGCCUGGCUGGCGAGGCGGUUUGGGGGGGAGAGAUGA
Molecule: messenger RNA, 1323 nt
Organism: Ascochyta rabiei
Lineage: Eukaryota; Fungi; Ascomycota; Dothideomycetes; Pleosporales; Didymellaceae
Product: Actin- protein 6
Exons: 3
Coding region: 1-1323 (440 amino acids)
Cellular component (GO): Swr1 complex
Molecular function (GO): nucleosome binding
Source: RefSeq, a predicted model, not a curated record